Messenger RNA from Salvia miltiorrhiza (redroot sage), 1729 nucleotides. RefSeq lists its product as uncharacterized. Lineage: Eukaryota; Viridiplantae; Streptophyta; Magnoliopsida; Lamiales; Lamiaceae. The transcript is spliced from 3 exons. The record is from RefSeq and is a predicted model, not a curated record. The coding region runs from base 1094 to 1729 and encodes 211 amino acids.
UUUAAGGGCAAUAAUGUAAUAUCAUUUUAUUAUGAUUAUUUUUAUUAUUAUAGAAGAAGCCCACACUAAUCACAAUUCUUUGUAUUCUUAACUACUCACAUCGCCGCUUCUUAACUAACACCUCAAUCAAACCAAAACAUUCACACAAAAUUCCUUCUCCAAAAUAAUUCCCUUUGAUCACAAAGAGAAAUUUACAUUCUGAUGUUUGUCAAUUGAAUCUAUGAGUGUAUCGAGUCGUGCCUGCCCUCCAUUCUCCGUUGUCGGCAAUUAUUGGUAUGUCCGGUUCUUUGUAGUGUUGAAAAUAAGCAUGGCGAUUAUGCAAGAGUCCGACGGCAAGUCGUAAAAAACGAUGUGCAUGGUUUCCGUAUAUUUCGCAUGAUUUUUGGUGAUGAAACUCGAAUGUUUGUCAAGGGGUUACAUAUGAAUGUGCCGUCAUAUAAGAAAUUAUGUGCGCUUCCAGUUUGUGCUUUUCUCGGAAUUCUUUAAGGUUCACAAUUCUGUAAUUGUAUUCUUAAGCAAUAUAUAUUAGUCACAAUUCUUUGUAUUCUUAUUAUUCCUACACUAAUCAUAAUUCUUUAAUUCUAUUCUUAAGCGAUAUAUAUUAGUCACAAUUCUUUGUAUUAAUUAUAUGUUUGUUCAAGUAGAUAACCGACCUUAUUAUUGUAGAUGCAGAUUUAACAAGACUUUGAUAGCUUCACUUUCCAAUUCAGCCAGGUUAUUAUCCGAAUAACUUUUGGGCAGAAAAGCAAGUCACUUAUCAUAGGAGAUGAUUAACAGAAGAAGAUAUUAUUAUUUUGAUUGGUCUAUUAGUUAAUUGUUUCGUAGUAUUUUUAUUGUUUGAAAUCCUAUCCUUCACCUUAUUCCCUUAAAAAAAAGGAUUCAUACAUAAAUAUUAGUUAAUUGUUUCGUAGCAUUAGGAAAUAUUAUUAUUGAGUAUUACUUACACUUUAGAAGGGGAAGAUGAUUUCCUAUAUAUACUCCAACAGCAAAUAUCCAUGUGAUAAUAAUUGGGUGUCACAAUUUUAUGUUUGCUAUAUAUAUAUAUCUGAUUCAAACCUCAAUAUUACAGUUUUUUUUUUCUUUGUGCUGAAGUAUGAGUGCUCGGAAUUUUUCAUCCACGUCAAACUCCCUUCCAGCUACAGAGGUAUAUCGACAAAGAAGACUUUCACAAAUGAAAAGGAAACGUUCGAAAUUAAAACAACAGAAUUCAUGUGAUAUCAAUAGUUCUAUACUAAAUGAAUUAAAAAAGGUGUCUGAUUGCACUUAUUGCGGAGCUACAAAAUUUGAAUACGAGCCUCCUACUUUUUGUUGUGAUAAUGGAAAGGUUAUACUUCCAUUUUCUGAAAUUCCCGAAGAAUUAUAUGAAUUGUUUACAUCUGAAUCACAAGAAGCUAUGGAUUUCCGAAGAAAUAUCCGCUCAUACAAUUCUAUAUUCUCAUUUACUUCAUUUGAAGUGAAAUUGGAUAAAGAGCUUGCAUCUUCAAGACGAGGAAUUUAUUCUUUCCGAGCACAAGGAAUGGUUUAUCAUGAUCUUCCGGGAUUGACACCACAAGAUUCAACCCCUUGCUUUUUUCAAUUAUAUUUUUAUGAAACAGGAAGUGAGGUAGAGAACAGAAUGAACAUAAUGCAAAAUCAAAAUAUCUCAGAAACAGUAGUGAAGAAGAUCAUAAAAAUUUUGGAAGUCAAUCCAUAUGCAAAAGUUUUUCGAAGAUUGAAAGAUUAUCCUUAA